GAGUGAAAGCAGGAAGCAGUUGUCACAACUCGCCUGUCAAAAUCAAUUUACUAGUUUUUAAACUCAGUUGUUUGAGAGGUAACAUCCAGUUGCAGAUUAUGGCUCAUCGAUUUUCCAAAGAAGAAUUAGAUGAGCAGUUUGAAGAGUUUCUAAAAGAGUCUCUUUCAGAUGAUUCACUUGGAAAUUCAAAGAAAAAAUCCAGCAUUCUUGAGACGUUGGGACAGCCCAGGAAAAAAGAAACAAAGAAAAAGGAUUCGGUGCCGUGGUGGAUAUCGGAGGAAGAUUCAGAUGAUGGUGGAAUGAUUGGAGCUAAUGGAAGCUUUGUCAAGAUACAGAACGCUUCACAGCCUGUGGGAGAAAGUUAUGAGAACAUGCAUGUGGAAAAGAUGCAGCUUCAGAAAAGUAAUGGGGUUGCUGUCUCCUUAAGUAGAGACAGCCUGGAGACAAAUGAUUCAGUUUUAGCUUCUGGGCCUAAUCAAAGUAUCGUGGGAGUUGGAUUGGAUACCUUGGAAGAACAAGAAGAAAAAGAGACCUUCUUUGCCAAACUUGAACGAGAAGCUUCCUCUACUGUCGAUUAUUCCAGAUUAAAUAAAGAGCUGGAUUCCAAUGAGUCUGUCAUACUAGCACCAUUUGUACGAAAUGAAAAAACUGAAAAAGUAGAGGAAGAAUCUGCACACGAAGAGAAAUCUGGCAGCUACAGUGAAGAUUUUGAAGAAGACACAGAUGCUAAUCCUGCCUUUAAAACUGAGGGAAGUCAGGUGAAUCAGAACAUCAUGUCAGGAGAUGAUUUACGUCCUCAAGAACAGGAAGAAGCAAAUGCUGGCAUGCUGGCUAAAGUUGUAUUACUUGAUUCACAAGAUUCAACUACAGAGCUUCAAAAGGCCGUUGCAACAUCAGACAUAGCUCUAGGUGAACAUUAUCUGCCUGAAGAAGUCAGUGGAAUUGAAAUGAAUGAAGCAGGCACUUCCUAUGGACAAACCACCGCUGACAUCAAAGCGUUACACCAAGCAUACCAUCAUAUUGAUCAGUCUUUGGGAGACAUUGAUGAACAAAAACUGCACAAUUCUGCAAUGGCAGUCUCAGAAUGCUUAGUGCAAGGUGUUUCACAAAAUAAUGACAUCGGUUUAAAAAACAUGUCAACUAUUGAAUCAGAUUUACCUACUGUGGAAGAAUUGAUGAAACCAAUUAAAGAACAUUCAUGUAAUAUCAGAAGUUUUGAUGUGGAGCCUGAAAGUCCUGUGAAACUGGUAGGCAGCACAGCAAAUGACCUCGUCAGCCACUUGUCCUUUAAAGAGCACCAGAAUAAUAUAGUUUGGGAGACAAACUUAUUUGAAAAAAUUAACAGAGAAGAGAGCAUCAUUCUGCAGACAGCUGUAAAUGAUGAUAACUUUCAGAGAGUGUCUGAGAGAGAAAUUCAGACCAGUGAAGUACAGCCUGAUGUACUAAAAGAAGAAAUAGUACAAGACUCUCUGCUUUCACAAGACAGCAAAACUAAACAAGCUCUUCGGUCUUGUUCCAUGAAGAAUGAACGAUCAGAGUCAAUGUCAACUAAACCAACGUUAUACAAGAAUAUCAGAAGUUCAGCACCUUUACAUAAAAAGAAAUCUUCAUACAGUCCUCAAGGGGUGGUUAGAAGUUCUGGGUAUGGGAAACCUACUUCAUUCUCAAAGCAGCCCUUUCCAGCUAAUGAAAAGAAAGCAGCAAGAGAAACUUUCAAGAAGACCAGUGUGAAAGCCAAAAGUCCUGCAGGUAGAGCAAGAUCUAAAGAAGCCUUAUUUGCUACUAGGAUAAUAAGAUCGGCAACAAAUGAACCAGCUUCAAAGGGAGAUGUUAAUAGAGUUAUGUCUGGCCAAUCAGUUGUUAAUAAUCUUGGACACCAGGCUGUGGAUUAUUGCCAGCAAUAUCAGCAUGAUUUAUCAUUUUCUCCUAUCAAAAGUUGUGAUAGAGAAUUAUAUUUGCUAAAACGAGUUCAAGUUGCAGAGGAGGACCUGAAAGCAGCUCGUGAUUUGAUUCAACAGCUAACGAGCACUGUUUCACAAAAAGAGAAAGAAAUAGAGACAAAGAUAGUAGAGUUGAAAACACAGCAUGAAAAAGAGCUUUCUCGGUUGGGUCAGGAAAACUAUGUUCUUCAGAGUAAGUUAAGAAGUAUGGAAGAGCUGACUCAAGAAAAAAGGUGGACCCAUCAUACAGGAACAAAUCCUGUCAGUGAAGAAAAACUGGCAAAAAUACAAAAAGAAAUUGGAGAUCAGGAGGUCAUUAUUCAAGGUUAUCAACAGGAAAAUGAGAGGUUAUACAAACAAGUGAAAGAGCUACAGAUCCAAAACAAAAAAAAUGUGGAACAAAUGUUUAAGGAGAAUCAGUGUUUAAUGUCUGAAUUAAUAGGUGUAAGAGAAAAGAUGGAGAAGGCUAACAAUAUCCAGUCACGGAUCAUGCAGGAUUCUGAAUCAGCCAGAAAUCAGACUUUCACAGAAUUGAUUUCAGAGCUUCGAGCAGCACAGAAGGAAGAAAGUAAAUUACAAGAAGAGAUAAGACGUCUCAAACAAGAUAAGCAAGCUCUUGAGGUAGACUUGGGACAAGCAAAGAAAGAGAGAGAUUUAGCAAAAGUCCAGAUUGCAUCCACAUCAGGUGAGAAGUCUUAUGAAUUUAAAGUUAUGGAAGAAUCAUACAAACAGGAGAUCACUCAUUUAAAAAGAAGACUUCAGUGGUAUGCAGAAAAUCAAGAUCUUCUGGAUAAAGAUGCAGCCCGUCUUAAAGGUGCAAGAGAAGAAAUUGAGAAACUGAAACUAGAG
Messenger RNA from Leptosomus discolor (cuckoo roller), 2789 nucleotides. Lineage: Eukaryota; Metazoa; Chordata; Aves; Leptosomiformes; Leptosomidae. The record is from RefSeq and is a predicted model, not a curated record.